Messenger RNA from Radiomyces spectabilis, 474 nucleotides. RefSeq names its product 40S ribosomal protein S16. Gene Ontology annotation, biological process: maturation of SSU-rRNA from tricistronic rRNA transcript (SSU-rRNA, 5.8S rRNA, LSU-rRNA); translation. The transcript has 3 exons. NCBI's taxonomy places the organism in Eukaryota, Fungi, Mucoromycota, Mucoromycetes, Mucorales, Radiomycetaceae. Bases 26 to 448 code for a protein of 140 amino acids. Gene Ontology annotation, molecular function: structural constituent of ribosome; RNA binding. The record is from RefSeq and is a predicted model, not a curated record. Gene Ontology annotation, cellular component: cytosolic small ribosomal subunit; ribosome.
UUUCCUCUCCCCUCUAAUCGCAAGAAUGGAAGCCGUUCAGACUUUCGGUCGCAAGAAAACUGCCACGGCUGUUGCUCACUGCAAGAAAGGACGUGGUCUCAUCCGCGUCAAUGGCUCUCCCCUUGAGCUUCUCGAACCCGAGAUCUUGAAAUUCAAGGUCUACGAAGUCGUCCUUCUUCUCGGUGAGGAACGUUUCGCCAACAUCGAUAUCCGUCUCCGUGUCCAGGGUGGUGGUCACACCUCCCAGGUUUACGCCAUCCGUCAAGCUCUUGCCAAGGCCGUCGUUGCUUUCUACCAAAAGUUCGUCGACGAAGCCGCCAAGAAGGAAAUCAAGGAAAUUCUCGUCCAAUAUGAUCGUACUCUUCUUGUCGCCGAUCCCCGUCGUUGUGAACCCAAGAAGUUUGCUGGUCCUGGUGCCCGUGCACGUUACCAAAAGUCUUACCGUUAAGAAAUUCUGCUGCUGUAAUAAACUAU